Molecule: messenger RNA, 795 nt
Organism: Linum trigynum
Lineage: Eukaryota; Viridiplantae; Streptophyta; Magnoliopsida; Malpighiales; Linaceae
Source: the annotation of a GenBank genome assembly
AUGCCACCGGUCAGGAAAAGCACUGCCGCAACACACUAUUUCGACAGCUACGGGUUCGGGCUAGAUCCAGUGGCUAAGGAUUUCAAGAUAGUUAUGAUUAGGCACUUCUGGGAUGAUGAUACAGUCUUUACCCCCUGGUGCGUUCUUGUAGCCAGCUCCUCUCCCAAAUUCCCUUCACAAGUGGUGGUGUACACACCUGGCACUGAUACUUGGAGGGAGCUAGAAGAGUUGCGGCUUGAAGUUCGUAUAUUCGACUCCGUCCGAUCUUACAAUUACUUGAAUGGGUUCUUUUUCUGGGCAUGCUUAUCUCCUCUUGCAGCACUGGCGUUCGACCUCGAGAAUGAGGUUUUCCGUGUGGUUGACGAUCCGGUGCCCAACCUAUAUGAUUGCAUUUAUGAUGAGGCUGGUAUGAAACAGCUACUUGUGUACAAGGAUGCGCUUGCUUUGUUUCUUUUCCAGGAGAGUAGCGGUGGUUGUGAUCUGUGGUUACUGAGUGAAGAAUGGUGUUGGGUCAAGCACCAGACUGUUGCUCCCUUUAUUCCACCUUCUGUGAUGCUGCCGACGCCGGAGGUUGCUGCUGGUGAGGAUUGGAUGCCAGGUAAUUACCCUUAUAUAUCUGUGGUUGGGUGGUGGAGGGACGACGAGCUUAUUCUUGUUAGGGGUUAUGGCACAUCUGAAACCCAUGAGUUGGUGUUGUUCGACCCUGCUACUCAGGCCACUAAAGUUGUGGAAGAUGAUGUUCAUGGAGCUCGCAGGGUUUAUGUUAACAAAGAAAGCUUGGUCAGUGUGGGGUGA